Lindgomyces ingoldianus is the source of this 2404-nucleotide messenger RNA. RefSeq lists its product as uncharacterized. The transcript has 2 exons. Gene Ontology annotation, molecular function: zinc ion binding; DNA binding; DNA-binding transcription factor activity, RNA polymerase II-specific. Lineage: Eukaryota; Fungi; Ascomycota; Dothideomycetes; Pleosporales; Lindgomycetaceae. Gene Ontology annotation, biological process: regulation of DNA-templated transcription; DNA-templated transcription. The record is from RefSeq and is a predicted model, not a curated record. Bases 107 to 2368 code for a protein of 753 amino acids.
ACCGUUUGCCCUUAGAGUGGGGCACGCUCUGUUUAUCGAGGUAUGUGAACCUCCUUACAGUCUCAUCCCCAACACGCACCUCGAUCGUCCGUGAAACGCUCGCCUGAUGGCCUCUCCAUUACCUUCGUCCUCCUCGAUCGCAACGUCGCCCGAGUCGUCAGGGCCAGUCGCGCCGAAUCCUUCUAUUCAAAAGAGCUUCUCUUGCGUUCUAUGCGCUUCACGGAAGGUCAAAUGCGACAAGAGCCCCGGUGGUUGUGGAAACUGCACGAAAGCCCGCGUCAAAUGCAUAUACAAGACACCUCCGCCUCCACGGAGGAGGAAAAAGGGCGUCCGGGAGAUUGAUGUCCAUGCUAGGUUGCGACUGUACGAAGACGCGCUGCGGAAGUUGGGUGUCGAACCCGCCGACCUGGAAAGGGAAGAGCUUCACAAACUGCAGGUUCGAAGGGCAUCCUUGGUGGAGAACACCUUCUUUGAAGAAGAUGCAGAAAGGGCUCAACAUGGACGUAGAAACUCGGAUGCAGGUGUUCUCAUCUCAGGAGACGGAAAGUCAAGAUAUCUAGAGAACCAGCUGUGGACAAGCUUGAGGGGAGAGUUUCGAGACUCAAAGGAGCUUUUAGAGGAAUCUUCCGAAGAGGAGGAUUUCCAGGACUCGAGCGGUUCAUCGCCCGUAGCAUUCUCAAAUGACGGAAGCAAUCUACUCUUUGGUAUUGCAAAGUCGGCAACGAACCUUCGCCAUGCUCAUCCCCAGCCCGUACAAGUCUUCAAACUCUGGCAGACAUACCUUGACAACAUCAACCCUCUCGUCAAGGUGUUUCACACGCCCACAGUUCAGCAACAAAUUCUUAAUUCCAGUGGGAACCUGGAUGAAAUUCCAAAAAACAUCGAAGCCUUACUGUUUGGCAUAUAUUGUAUCUCUCUUGGGUCAAUCGGAGACGCCGAAUGCGACGCGAUCAUGGGCGAGCCCAAGGCCAUUGUCACUCAACGAUUCCGGUCAGCCGCCCAGCAUGCUUUAAUCAAUGCCAACUUCCUCAAAUCUUCCGACCUGAUGGUUCUCCAGGCAUUCGUUCUGUUUCUACUCUCUCUGCAAAACUACGAUGCUCGCGUCAUCUUCAUACUCACAGGAAUAGCAGGCCGAAUUGGCCAACGACUAGGCCUCCAUCGAGAUGGCGAAAUACUCGGACUCCCUCCCUUUGAAGUUGAAAUGCGAAGGCGCUUGUGGUGGCAGAUUAUGUUCCUCGAAGGUUUCGCCGAAAAGCUGGCCGGUACUGGAAGCAAAAUCUUCAUGGGAGACACCAAGAUGCCUUCGAAUCUGAACGACAGUGAUCUUUUCCAAGGCAUGAAGGAAAUACCCAAGGAGCAUGAAGGAGCAACCGAAAUGAUGCACUUCCUUAUCAGAUGCCAUGGUGGACAAUUCUUAAAACGUGCGGCUACUAUCGGCACACCUUUGCACAACUUCGAUGGCGCCUGGAACAGGUUGAGCUCUCCUUCAAUAAACGUUGCUGCGAAGGACAAAGCCAUUGAUGAACUCGAGGCGAUGCUCCACCACAAAUUCCUCCAGUAUUGCGAUCGCUCCAUCCCGUGGCACUUCAUGUGCUCUUACCUCGUAAAGGCCCUUAUUUGUAUGAUGCGGUUCAUGGCCCAUAAUUCGGAAGUAUCUACUAAUGGGACAUCUAAGAUGGCCCAGGCUGAAAGGGAUGUGCUGUUCAACAUCUCCCUUGAAGUAUGCUCAUUCCAAAUUCUGGCGUAUACAACCAAGGAGAUGCAAGGCUUCCUGUGGCAUGUCAACAUGCACUUCCAAUGGAAGGCGUUAAUCUACCUGAUCUCGGAGCUCCGCUACCGCACUGAGGCUCCCCUAGCGGACGAUGCAUGGAAAAAGGUCCAAAUGGUAUUUGACUUUCAUCCUAACUUUAAUAAAGAGGUGUCAAAGAGAGCACUCCCUAUCGCCAUCGGCAAUUUAACGCUCAAGGCAUGGGAUGCAUAUUUGACAGCGCGCGGAAUGCCGGAAGGAGGUGAACCAUAUUUCAUCCAGGUCCUUCGGUCCCAACGGAUGAAGGCUAAGUCCUCGAGAACGCCUUCUGAGCAGUCGGAGCUCCCUCCGACUCAGUAUCCUGCAAGUACAUCUCUCGAUGAUGGGAUGAACUUGCCUCCCGAGAGUGUUACUCAGAAAGUUGACCCUCUCCAGUCUUUCCAGUGGAAUCCUGAGCUUGCCGCCAGCCUUGAUAUCUCUCCUGUUAUUCCUGACCUACCUCCUCUCGAUCCGGAUCAGAUGAAUUGGUCGGCUUGGGAAAAUCUGCUGGUGGACUUCUCGAUGCAGGAUGCGACUGCACCGUUCUCAGCCGCCAAUGGCUUUGGCUUUGCAGGCCAGUGAAAUCCCAUUCACCAUCAUAUUAACCGUCGAAAGUCC